Rhincodon typus (whale shark) is the source of this 10724-nucleotide messenger RNA. RefSeq names its product selenoprotein N (gene selenon). Gene Ontology annotation, biological process: skeletal muscle fiber development; calcium ion homeostasis. Gene Ontology annotation, cellular component: endoplasmic reticulum membrane. Gene Ontology annotation, molecular function: calcium ion binding. The transcript has 12 exons. Lineage: Eukaryota; Metazoa; Chordata; Chondrichthyes; Orectolobiformes; Rhincodontidae. The record is from RefSeq and is a predicted model, not a curated record.
AUGCAAUUUAUAUCGUUUAUAUAGGUUACAUACAAUGGCUUUAUUUCUCUAAAGUAGUUGCCUACAGUUCUUAAAUUUACAUCAUCAUUUGGAUGUACAUUGAAGCUAUUUUAUAUUGAAAUUUUAUUUGUUGCAAUGUAACUUUAGAAUCUGGAGUCAUUAUUAAGUGUCAAACUGAGCUAGUAGCAAGUAUUAUUAUAAAGACAUUGUUAACAUCUUUUGCUGGGAGGCAGUGCUAUAAUCAAUCAUGAAUUGUCUGGUACCUUGCUUCAGCAACCACACUUCAAGUUUGAUUGGGUGUAAGGUUACCUGGCCUCUGAACUCAGCCAAUUGUCACCAAUGUUAAUACAAAGCAGAUUUUCCAACAAGGGACACUUUCAGGUAAAGAAAUGAAGCAACACUUGCUUUAAUCUUAUUCUUCAACCCCUUAGUAACGAAUGCUAACACAAAAUUACCUUUCAAAGUGCUAGGUGUACCUGUAUGUUAACUUUAUGAUUCACUUAGAAGGACACCCAAAUCCUUCUGAAUAUCAAUAUUUCGCAGUCUGUCAUCUUUCAAAGAAUUCUGCUAUUUUUGAUUCAAAUGAAAACUUCAUAUUUCUACAACGCUAUAUGCCAUAUUUGUGUCGAUAAUCUACAGCCUAUAUCUCUGCAGCCUCUCAAGUUGGAUACAUCACAGGAUCCCCCUCAUUUAAGUCAUUCAUAUUGCUUCUAAAUAGUUGAGGUCCAAGAACUGAUCUUUGCAAUACCUCAUAACUUACAACCUGUUAAUCUGAAAAUUACCCAUUUUUCAUAAUUUGUUUUUGACUGUUAAUCAAUCCUUAAUUCAAUUGUAAUAUAUCACCCAAAGUCACAUGAACUCUGUAACAAGAGAUAAUCUAUCUCACCUUGCAAUUUAAUUACAAUACUAUUGCUGAAUCCCCCAUUAUCAACUUCCUGAGAGUUAUCAUUGGCCAAAACCUGAACUGGACCAGACAUACGAGUAUUGUGGCUACAAAUGCAAGUCAAAGGCUGAGCAUUCGGCAACUCAGCUCCUGAUUCCCCAAAGCCAGUCCACUAUUUAUAAGGCACAAGUCAGGUGUGGUAGAAUACUCUACACUUGCCUGAAUGAAUGCAGCUCCAGCAACACUCCAGAAGCUCAACACCAUCCAAGGCAAAGCAGUUCACUUGACUUGCAUCCUAUCCACCAACCCAAACAUUCAUAUCAUUUACAAUCACAGAGGCAGCAGUGGGUAUUAUAUUCAAGAUAUGCUGCAGUAAUUCACCAAGGCUCCUUUGACAGCAACUUUCAAACCUGUGACAUCUAUCACAAUAAUGGACAAGGGCAAUAGAUGUGUGGAGAAACUGCUACCUGUAAGCUCUCUUUCAAGUCACACACCAUCGUGACUUGGAACUAUAUUACUGCUACAUCACAUAUCCAGAAACUCACUCUUUAACAGUACUGUGAAUGUACCCACACCACAUGGGCUGUUGCAGUUCAAGAAGACAGCUUACCACUACUUUUUCAAGGGAUUGCAAACUUGCCAGUGACUCCCAUAGUGCAGGAAAUAUUAGCUUAUUUAUUAUUUUUCAUGUCACACUUUUUGGACAUCCAAGCACAUUGCAUCCUCUGGUUCUCUAUAUUCUGAAUAAUAGAAUAGAAAUACAAGAACAGUACUUUGUCAUAACAACUGCUCAAAGUAAUCUCACUACUAGAAAAAUCGUAAAGUUUAAUAUGAUCCAUUAUAAGUCUUUAAUCAACACAAUUUUUAUCCCCAAUUUUUGAUACUCCUUCCCUAAUGGAGUUGGUUCGUAUGGGACUGUGAUUUUAUCAAUAGCUCGCCCCACUGGGCAUUCUUCAGAUGCAAACUACGCCAUGAACGUCGGCUGGCUACAAACAUCACGAACGUUUGAUAGGAAAUGAUUUUCUUUCUCUAAACUCAAUAUGUCUCAAUUCUUUCCUGAAAUUGUCCUGGAUAUAAUCAGCCUCAUUUCUGCUGCCUUUAACAGAAUAAAAAGAGCACACAUUAAUUCUCUUACAUUGAGCUCAGUUGUAACAUCCUUACUGCUGAGAAUAUCAAAUAACUUGGAGACAGGAACAGAUUAUUGUAUGCUUCUUGAUAUCAGGAAAUCAGGAGAAUGAAACACAAAUGACUUGCAAACAGUGUUGCAUCUUCAAUUGCAUUGUAGAGAUUAACUCAUAAAUCUAAAAGAUUUCUUGCAUUUAGGGACACAUUAGGCAGACUAAACAUGUUUACAUCUGUUUUCUAUAGCUAGAUUUUCCAGGAACAGGUUAUUAGGUUGAAGCCAGAAGCUAUAUCUUGAGGGAUGCCACUCCACAUUCAGUAUGGCUGACCAGGAAUCUGCCCCUACCGCCUGGCAUUGAAAUGAUGGACGGUUUUGCAAAUUGAUAAUUGAUCUGUUUGGCUGCAUAUGAACCCACGUUCCAUGGCCAUCAGGUCAUGGGGUUCGACUUGAACCCGAGCUUCUGGCUCAGAGGUAGAGACGCUACCCAUAGUGCCACAAAAUUUUAAUAUUGUAUAUGCCAGGUAUGAAAUUAUAAAUUCAAAAUACUUAUCUGUAUUUAGUUUCAGCAUUUGUUUGUAACUCAUCCAAACCUUGGUUCAGUAGUGCUGUCAGUAUCAUUACAAGUAUGUCAGAAAAUUGUUGGUAAAAUAAAGGAAAUGCCAGCUAGUAGUUAAGAUUAGAAUACCUGUUUAGUAGGGUUUAGUGGUACAAUUUUUUAAUUUAGAUUUAUUUGUGAUGAAAUAACAGAAAAAAAUGACUUUUUAAAAUUUAAAUGGUAGGUUACCUCCCUAAAUGUCCUCUUAAAUGCUGCUUAUUGUUCGCAAUAUUUAUCCAUCAAGCUAUGCAACUAAAACAACUUAGUUUCUGAGCAAAGUCGCUGUCAUGAUUCUCACAGUAUUACAGUGACUACAUUUUUCAAUGCUCUUUCUUGGCUGGAAAGCAUGUUAGAGCAUCCUUUAUUAAAUUCUCUUGUGGGACAUGGGCAUUGCUGGCUGGCCCAGCAUUUAUUGCCUGUUACUAGUUGCCCUUGAGAAGAUGGUAGUGAGCUGCCUUCUUGAACUGAUGCAGUCAAUGUGCUGUAGGAAGACCAAAAUGUUGUUAAUGAGAGAAUUCCAGGAUUUUGACCCAGUGACGGUGAAGGAAUGGUGCUACAUUUCCAAGUCAGGAUAAUUAGUGGCUUGGAGGGGAAUUUGCAGGUGGUGGUGUUCCCAUGCAUUAUCCUUCCAGAUAGAAGUGGUCGUGAAUUUGGAAGGUGCUGCCUAAGGAUCUUUGGCAAAUUUCUGCAGUGCAUCUUGUAGCUAGUACACACUACAGCUAUUGAGUGCUGGUGGUUGAGAUAGUGAAUGUUUGUGGAUGUGGUAACGUCCAGUGGGAUGCUUUGUCCUGAAUGGUAUCAAGCUCCUUGAGUGUUGUUGGAGCUGCACUCAUCCAGGCAAGUGAGUACUGAGGUCAUGGAUAGUAUUAUAUAAAUGUAAAAUUUUCUUUUUUCUUUAUCUGUAUCUCUAAGGGAAACAUUAUUUACUGUCGGAAGUAUCAAUAUUAUUUUGAAAGAUAAAUCAAAUUAAAAUAAUGUAAUAUUUGCAUGUUCGGUUUCUUCUCCAGUGUAUUUUUCUUUUACCCACUUCUUUCUCAUGAUUUAGGAAUUUGAAUUUUCUUAACAAAAGUGAAAUAAUUAAGUCUUAAAAGUACUGUUGGUGUUUUCUGUUGAAAAAUUUAGAAGCAAAAACACCCUCCUCCUCUUUUACAAGCACGUUUCCAAUUCUCUCUUCCUGACCUGAAACUCUGCCACUAGACUCUCUUUCAUUUUCAAAACUUCAUAGAACACAAAUGCUACAACAUGUGUGCAACACCUGUCUUUGUCUUCUCUAAUUACAUACAGCCUUGCUUCAAACAAAAAAGAUAUCAAUAAUAUUUCACUAAAGUUUUUGGAAUAAGACCAUAAAAUUUUAAGACAUAGCAGCAGAAACAGGCCAUUUAGCCCAGCAAGUCUGUUCUGCCAUUCAAUAAGAUAAUGGCAGAUCUGAUAACCUUCAUCUCCAUUUUCCUGCCUUUCCUUCACAACCCUUCUUUCCCUUAUUGCUUAAAAAUCUGUCAAUCUCAACCUUGAAUAUACUUAAUGACCCAACCUUGACAGCCUGGGGUAAAGAAUUCCACAGAUUAAAUACCUUUUCAGACAAAUAUUACUCCCUAUUGCAGUCUUAAGUGGGUGACCCGUUAUUUUGCGAUUACACCCUAUGGUCCUAGACUCUCCCACAAGUGGAAACAACCUCUCGGUAUCAACCUUGUUACACCACCUAAGAAUCUUAUAUGUUUCAAAUUAUGAUCUCCUUUUGUUCUUCUAAACUCUAAAGACUACAGCCCAACCUACUCAUCCUCUCUUCUUAAAAGAAAAUCUCCAUACUGGGGGUCAACCUAGUAAACCUUAUCUGAACUGUCUCCAAUGCCAGUCUAUCUUUCAAUAGGUCAGGAGACCAAAAUUGUUUGAAGUAUUUCAGGUGUGGCGUGACUAAUGCCUUUUAUAGUUUUAGCAAGAUAUCCCUAUUAUUAUAUACCAUUCCUUUUGAAAUGUAAUUGAAAAAUGAACUAUAACUUCAUAACAGUCCAUUUUCCUUCCCUAUUAUUUGCUGAAGUUUGAACUUUUUAUGAUUGAUGCACAAAGAUCCCCAAAUCCCACCACCCUGCAAUCGUUACCUUAGUAAUAUUCAGCUCCUCUGUUCUUCCUGCAUACCUUACAUAAUUCCACAUUGUAUUCUGUCUGCCAAAUUUUUGCUCAAUCACUUAACCUGUCUAAAUCUGUCUGUAAAGACUCUUUAUAUCAUGGUCACUAUUUGCCAUCCUACCUAUUGUUGUCUCAUCCACAAACUUCGUGAUAGUACAUGCAUUUCCCUUAGCCUAGUCAUUUAUAUUGUAAAUAAUUGUGGCCCCACCAUCAUGUCUGCACUCGCUCUUCAAAUGAUCAUUAACCUAGUGCCCAUUUCCAGCCCCAUCACCCCUUCCACACACCCCUGUCCACUAUUUCUAUCCAAAUAAGCAUCCAAAUCCCUCUUGAAUAUUUCCAUUGGACUGGUCUACAUGGCAUUUCUAGGCAGGGCAUUCCAUACUCAUGCAAAGAGAGCAGAGUCUGCUCUGAAGAAGAGUCAUCUUGAUUCGCAACGUUAGCUUGCUCUCUCCCAAUUGAUGCCUUCUGACCCGCUGUGAUCUCCAACAGCAUUUGCUGUUUUCAGUACGGUACAGAUUCCAGCAUCUGCACUAAUUUGCUCCUACAUUUCAUAAUCAUCCUUCCUGAAGGUUUUUUCCUGUUGGCUUUCACAUUCAUUAAGACCGGUAGAAUCUUUAGCGGAGAUCAGAAAGUACUGAAGGGACUGGAAUUGUGCUUUUGAGGGAGGUGCAUCAAAAGCGAUGGCUUACUUUGAGGAAAAUGAGUAUUCGUUCAGGCAGAAGUAGUGGGGCCUCGGUUUGUUGAGAAAAAAUCAUUGGUUCCCGAGGAGCGGUGGCUCUCGUUCUUCGAGAGUUUUCUUCAUGCCCCGGGCGGAUCGAAGAGAAAAGAAUCUGAUUUAGUGGAGAAGACCCCCAGCUGGGAAAGAGGAGGAGUGUUUUCCUCAGCCAGGGGGAAAAAGGAGAGUGUUUUCCGUAGGGUGGCGGCCAUUGCGGUUUGGAGUGAGCCGCCGCCACGGUGGAGACUCUCGGAUGGCGCCUGAGGUGAGGCAGCGGAAAGGCACCGGAGUUGGGGAGCCGGUGGAAGCCUCACCCGAGCGAAGGAGAAGCAGGAUUACGAAAGCCAGAGGGGACGGCACGGAGAGCCGCUUGCCGGUGUUGCUGGGAGCCGGGCUGCUCCUGGGUUUAGGCCUGAUCCUCGGGUCCGCGCUCUGGAGCUAUCACCUGGACUGCCAGCUCGCGGAACGCCAAAAAGAUGCUCUGAAAUCUCUUGGCAGUGAAGGACUUUUCUUAUUUUCCUCAUUUGACACCAACAAUGACUUGUACCUCAGUCCAGAAGAAUUCAAGCCUCUAGCUGAAAAACUAACAGGUAUUGCCACAGUCCCAGACUUUGAAAGCAAUGCGGAGCCUGAUCCAAAUUCAGAGGUGCUGACAAUUGAAGCAAAAUUCCAGCCUCUACUGAUGGAAACUAUGACCAAGAGCAAGGAUGGGUUUCUUGGAGUCUCCCAUGGCUCCCUAUCAGGACUGAAAAACUGGAAGUCUGCAGAAAUACCUUCUAGUAUCUUCAGUAGCAGUCAAUUUAAAGCUUUCCUCCCUCAUAAAAAUAAAGUAGAGCUGGGCGAAACAUGGUGGAUGAUUCCCAGUGAGCUGACUAUCUUUACUGGGUACCUCUCCAAUAACAGAUUUUAUCCUCCAAUGCCACAAGGGAGAGAGGUCCUUAUCCAUAAACUUCUAAGUAUGUUUCAUCCACGGCCAUUUGUGAAGACGAGGUUUGCACCCCAGGGUGCAGUGGCCUGCAUCCGUGCAGUCAGUGACUUCUAUUAUGAUAUUGUCUUCAGGAUCCAUGGAGAAUUUCAGUUGAAUGAGCCGCCAGAUUAUCCCUUUUGGUUCACUCCAGGGCAGUUUACUGGACACAUCAUUCUUUCUAAAGAUGCAUCUCAUGUUCGGGAUUUCCAGAUGUAUGUUCCCAAUGACAGGUCUCUGAAUGUGGACAUGGAGUGGCUGUAUGGGGCAGGUGAAAGUGGCAACAUGGAAGUCGACAUAGGCUACUUACCUCAGAUGGAGCUCAAGGCUGUGGGUCCAUCUACUCCGAAUAUUAUCCUUGAUGAAAAUGGUAAUGUGAUCGACACUGCAGAUGCUUCAGGGGAACCCAUUCAAUUUAUUUUUGAAGAGAUUGUCUGGCAAUCAGAAAUCAGCUUUGAAGAAGCUACCAACAAGCUGGAGACAACCAUGUAUCCAUUUAAGAAGAUUUCAUAUCUUCCAUUUACUGAAGUUUUCGACCGUGCGAAGAUGGAACAUAAACUUGUGCAUUCCAUAUUACUCUGGGGUGCACUUGAUGAUCAGUCUUGCUGAGGUUCAGGGCGGACUCUGCGGGAGACUGUUCUCGAGAGUUCGCCCGUCCUCUCACUGCUGAAUGAGAGUUUUGUCAGCAGCUGGUCCCUAGUCAAAGAACUGGAGGAUCUUAAGAGAAACCAAGACGAUGAACAUCAUGCUGGGUUGGCCAGCCUGCAUUUAGAACACUACAACUUUCCUGUUGAGAUGAUGAUCGCUUUACCAAAUGGCACAGUGAUUCACCACAUCAAUGCAAACUACUUCCUGGAUAUCACUUCAAUGAAACCUGAAGAGGUGGACAAGAGUCUAUUCACUAGUUCAUCACACUUUGAAGAUCUCUCAGCUACAGCUUAUGUUACAUUUUUGAAGGAAGGGCUUGAAAUUGCCAAACGGUUUGCACCAUUUUAAUUUAAUGGAAAUCCAGCUGAAUGAAACAGGUCCUCCCUCCAUUGUCAGUUUCAGCUGUUUUGUUAUUCGGGUUUUUCACUUUGCACAGAGAAUAAAAUUGCCUCCAUUCCCAAAGCCUCAUUGAGGAGGGUAUCUACUUGUUAGUUCCUCAAGAAAACAGCUUCUGUUGACAAAGUGUUUGUGAUGUGGGGGAUGACUGUGUGUGUGUAAGUGUGUUCUGACCUGUUCCUCUACUGCUCCUCAUCCCCCUGAAUAUGAUUGUGUAUUGAUUAUUGAGAAAGAACUGUUUCCUUGGAUAUUGGUGGGGAUGAAGGAGGAAGCAAGUGACCAGUUCUGAACCAUAGCUAGUUAUUUCUUGAGUGUUAUUGGAGUCUGAUUUGGGAAUAUGUCACUAUUAGCAAGGAUGGCUUUUUUAAAGGUAUUGUCUAAUAUGCUUGCCACUACCACACAUGGAAAUCUGACACAGACAUGUGACAAAUUGAUGCUGUUCAGCAAGUGAGAAACUGUCACAGUUCUGUGUAAAAAGCAUUACUUAGCCCCAUUCACCUUUUACAGUUGUUUUGCAGUUUUAUUUUAAAGUCACUUCCUUCUUGAAAGAUAUUACUAAUUUUGUUUCUGAAGAUUACGGAAUCCCUGAUAAGAUGUCACCAUCAGAAAAUAUUUCUCUUCAUCUCUCCCUCAUUCAUUUGAAAAUAAUCUUAAAUUUGUGCCCUAAAAUAAAGAUAGGGAAAAUGUUGCUUCCUAUUUUAUUCAUUUUAAUUUAUUCAUUUAUCUCUUCACUAUAACAAUUUUGAAAACCUCUAUUUACACUUCUCCAAGUUUCUGUCCUGAUAAGAAAAUACCAAAAAUCUCCAUAGAAUCACAGCUAAAAAACCAUCAGCCCAUCUUGUCUGUACGGGCUCUCCAAAUGUGCCAUCCACCAUCCGUAUUCUGCCUUCUCCCCUUACACUGCACCAUUCUGCGUAACAGACUGAUUCUCUUUUAAACAUUUAAUGGACCCUGCCUCUACAUUACCACGGUCUCAGUGCAUUCCAGACUUUAGCCACCCACUGUAUGAAAAAGAUUUUUUCUUUGCUUCUUUGACAAAUUACUUCAAAUACGUUUCCUCUCAUACUCGAACCUUUCAAGGAUGGGAACAGUUUCUUCCUGUUUGCUCUGUCCAGACCCCUUUAUGAUUUUGAAAAACUUGAUUAAAUCUGCUCUCAGCCUUUUUUCUAUCAGGAAAACAGGCCUGACUCCUCCAAUCUGUCUUCAAAGCGGAGGUUCCUCAUUCCUGGAACUAUUCCAUAAUAGAUGUUUAUGCAUGUUUUCUUUAAGCAAGUGACUGAAUGUUUAGAAUUUUCUGCUGGAGGGAAGCUGAGUUUCUGAGGAGGGUCUGCCGCUUUUAAGAGUCAGGUUACCCAUCCCCCACCCCAAGGCCAGAAACAACAUUUCACAGCAACCUCCAGUUUCCUGUGCUAACUUUAAACUGUUAAUGUGACUUCACUGGUAGGAGGAGGAUCUUGUGAGUAUUUAGAAUCCUGCAGAUACAAAGUUUCAGAAGCUUGCUGUGUGCAUAAGUGACGGUGCCUUUGUCCUGAAGGAUGUUAACUUGCUGUAUAAAAACUGCCACUUUCGACUUUCAAACUCUCGUGUUACUUUACAAACCCUGUAAAAGCUUUAAAUAUUGAAAGAUAAAUUAUAUGAAGAAAAGCUGUAUUCGCCAGGAGGGAUUUUCUGCAAUAAGAGGACACACUUGAGAUAUUUGGUCAAGGAACCAGACGAAAAAUUAAUUGUUUUAAUAUAGGGACUUUUAAAAAAGUGAUCUGAAAUACUUCCUGAGGUAGAACAGGCUUAAUGAUAGCUUCCAAGAGGAGAUUAGCUAUAUGUUGAAAAGGAUAUGGUAGCAGGGUUCUGGGAAAAGGUUAUUGGGAGUGAGGCUAUCUGAACAUCUGUUUUUACACGCACUGUUAUUACAUAGUCUGCCAUUUCACACUAUCUAUUGUUUGCUGCUGACAGUCUCCAGUAAACAGCUAUUCACUCUUCUAACCAGAUUAUUAUCCACUCCUUUGUCCAACUGUUUUUUCUCUCUUUGGGCUCUAUCCCCACCUAUCGUUCACAGUUUACCUACUCCCCCUCCACCCGACUUCUGCAUACACAGUGACAUUUUCCUAGCUAGCUACCAUCAGUUCUGAGGAAGGGUCACCAGACCUGAAACAUUAAUUGUGAUUUCUCUUCACAGAUGCUGCCUGAGCUUUUCUAACAACUUCUGUUUUUUGUUUCUGAUUUACAGCAUCCACAGUUCUUUGUUUUUUUUAAGCUGUUUUCACACUGCUGUCUCGAGUAUGAUGAACAGAAUGGCCUGUACCGUUAUUGGUUUGCAUUGCUACACAUAGUAUGAUUUAAUCACCUUUGCUUAAAAACAUUUGAAUAGCUAGAUGGAAGAUGAUGUUGGCUCUUCAAGUUCACCUCCUACUUUACAGCGGAGCUGUGGAUGAUCAGAGAGAUUCUUGAUCGGUAGGCAAAUUAAGGACUACAGGCAAAGGACAGGAAAGUGGAUAUGAGAAAUGUCAGAUCAGCCAUGAUCCUAUUGAAUGGGGGAAGCAGGCUUGACCAGCCAAAUGUCCUAUUGUUCUUAUUUCUUUCAGUCUUAUAACAAUCAGUCUGUAUCAAUUAGCCCCAGAUUUGAAGUGAGAAAAAUCCAAGAGGUUUUGAAACCCAAGUCCAAUGUUUGUGUUUCUCCCGAACCUGCUGCAUCUGUAUGUCAUGUCUCAUUAUUAUAUACAGUGUCCCACAAUGCUGUUUCUUCAUUAACUAUUUCCACCAGCUCUCUAGUGCAUUCAUAUUGUUAAAACAUGAAAAUGUCAAGCAUGAUGAAAUAACACGUUUUGAGUGAUUGGCUGCCAGCUGUGUUAAUUUACUUACAUGACGGUUAUUUACAUUCAUUUAGAUGAUAGUCAGCUAUUUUAUCCAAAAAUAUUGUCAAACAUCAGCGUGCAUUCCUUAAUGUAAGUACAUGGUUCACUUUUCCUCUAACAAGCCAAAUCCCAGGACCAGCCCAUCAGCUAUUAAUGUGGGGUUAUGAAAGCAGGAGAGCAAGAGAUAGACAUCACUGUUAUGGGAAUGCAUGAAUAAGCGUACAGAUAAAAUGCUGUCGGUCUUGAUAAUUUUUAAGAACUAUUUUCUUAAAACAAAUGUCAGUGCAUCAAGCCAUUGGUGAUGCCCUCUGUGAUAUGUGCUUCAAAUAACUUGUGUAUGUUCCAGGUGAAAUCUGACCAUUCAUUUGCUGGACCUAUGCAAAGUGUUGUGGUUUGUUUUUGUAAUUAAAGUUCUAUUUUGUCAACA